CGCACGCCACUGCGCUGCCAUUGGCUCAGCAUCGCGUCGUAGAAAGAAGUUAAAGCAAGCGCGGCCAUUUUCUGUUACGGCGCCAGCGUCAAGGUGGACCUGAAGGAUGGCCGCAGGGACCACUGUGAAAAUAUUUGUCGGGAACCUGUCAGUAGAUACGUCCCAGGAGGAGCUUGCUGCGAUCUUUGAACCCUAUGGCACUGUGGUGAGUUGCAGCGUCCUCCGCCAGUUCGCUUUCGUCCAUCUGGCAGGAUUGGAGGGGGCAAAACGUGCCAUCCAGCAGUUGAAUGGGUGUGAAUUCAAAGGGCGCAACCUGGUAGUGGAGGAGUCUCGUGGCCGCCCUGUUAAUUCCACCAAGGUGUUUGUGGGCAACCUGACUGCCCUCUGCACUGCCCAGGACCUAAAAGAACUCUUCCAGACCUUCGGCAAGGUGCUGGAAUGCGACAAGGUUAAAGGUUAUGCCUUUGUUCAUAUGGAAAAAAAAGAAGACGCCCUCCAAGCCAUUGAAACCUUACAUGGGACCACCUUUAAGGGACGCCCUCUAUCUGUUGAGCUCUCCAAGGUUCAGCCAAGCAAACGAGCACCCACUGGAAAAAUCCCUUGCGUUAACUGUGGGAAGCAUGGUCAUUAUGCAGGUGACUGCCCAUUAUCUCAGACUCAGUCUGCUCUAGAGCAGUAUCAGUCACAAGUGGCAGCAGCAGCUGCAGCUGGUGUGCAACUACAGUCUCAUUUCCAAGUUCAACAUCCUGUCCAUAAUUCUUUGUAUGCAGCUUCCAUUGCCAAUCAGGUCUAUGAUGCUUCUUUUGGCUCAUUAGGGAGCUCUGUGUAUGCUUCUGCUUAUGGUGCAGAUGGAAACCCAGUGAAUGCUGCAGCUGUUUAUGGGAGCAUGGCAAACUCCAUGUAUGGUUCAGUUGCAAAUCCUGCAGUCUAUGGAUCAGUAGGAAACUCUGUCUAUGGGUCCAUGGCAGAUUCAGUGUAUAGCUCAGUAGCCAAUGCAGCAGCUGCAUAUAGUGCUAUGGCUAACCAAGCAUAUACUACUGUUGCAAACCAGGUUUAUGCAAGCACAGUUAGCAAUCAAGCAUAUCCUUCAGUUAGUAAUGCAGUUUAUGCCACUGUUGGUAAUCCAGUUUAUGGUACUGUGAGUGGUACAGUGGGUGAUGCAGCAGCUGCGGCUGCUGCGGCAGCCGCAGCUACCAAUUCAGUGUAUGGUGCCACAGUGGCCAAUCAAGUUUAUGGCUCUGUUGUAGGCUCUUCUCUCUAUAGCUCCAUGGCAAAUUCUGCCUAUGGAGCAAUUGGAAGUGCCAUGUCAGUAGGAGAUCCCGCCACGCAAGCUGUGCUAGAGGCUGCACGAGCACAGUACUAUUCUCAAAAGCAGCCUUCAGUGUCAGACCAUCGUACUACUGCUGAUUCCACAUCCCUCGUUCAGAGAGAAGAGAGGAGACCACCCUCCCCUGCUUCCCCUUAUGGAGCUCGGGACCGAAGUCCUGUGCACCGAUCUGCUCAUACUCCCCCUGAUCCAAAUCCAAAGGGCUUUCUAUACCAGCGGGCUCGUGCAUCAGCAUCAUCACCCUUCAGUACUGAAGAAGAAAGGAGAUCUGACUCUGACCCAAUUUCCAGGUUUUAUUCAGAGUACAGCCUUCCUCCUACACACUCUUCUAGCCGCAGCCCUCCAGAUGCUAGGGCUCGUGGCAGCCGACGAUCACCACCUCCUAGGCCAUAUGAAUCACUGCAGGAUCCUUCCUCUUCGUCGUCCUCCUCCUCCUCUUCCCGCCGCCGUCCUGAUUUCCUCCGCCGCCGUUCGCCGGAACCCCGAUCCGAUAUCCGCCGCCUGACUCCUGGGGGUUUGUUUUGAUGGUUUUCGGUCGGGAGUAGUAACUGAUGUACUGGUAAAACCUGUCCUAGAUGACCACCCUUGGUUCCGGAUGAAAACAAGGCAACUACAACACGCUUAAUGGAGCACAGGUGCCAGGAUAUCUCCUAAAAAUCAUCAGUCAUUAUUUCAUGAAAGGUGGGGUUCUUCUACAGCAAAGUGGUCCUGAGCACAGGUUUUACCUGUACCGACUAUCUCUUGGUGGUCACUCCACCUUCUUCCAGAUCUACCAGUGGAGAUGUGAAGAAAAGCCAUCAGGAUCCUGGACAAGUUUAACAGUUGAUAAGGUACCUUCAUUGGAGGCAUUUGCUAAAAUAAUGAAUAUUAGUUUUGUUUACAUGAUUCCCUUUAGAAAGAUCAAAAUUACUGUUCAGGCUUGGCAUUUGUCCUUUGCCCUAGACCUUAAUGUAUACUAUCUAGGAUUUAAUAAGUUAUCUAUACAUAGUUGAAAAUUUUCAAUAAUGUGUUUAAUAUUGGUUUCAUGUCACAGUAAUAUCAGUAUGCAGUAUAUCAGCCAGAAAAUUGUAAACUGUCUAGGAAAUGUUUUAGUUGUAACUGUACUUAAAAUGGUGCAUCCCUAAAGCCAAGAUUACAGUUUAUUUUAGAGGGGUGCUGCUGUUUACAUACAAAAAUAACUUGGCAGAAAAAGUUAUCUAUGUUAAGAAUACUGCUCUUUCUGUAAUUUUACAUUCAUAAUGUUAAGCCUUGUCUAAAUUUCACAUUUUAAUUUGUGGUCUUUGUUACCUGUGCUUGGCUGUGUAAUUUUGCUACCUGCCAAUAGCAAUUUCAUUGCAUGACCUUUAGUAGCAAUACAAUUCUUGAGCAAGUGUAUUUUAAAUAAGUUUCUUGUUGAAUUAAUUUUCUACUUUUAAAUCCGGAUAUUUUUAAGUUGAUGUCCAGCUUGUUUUACUGGAAUAUAAGCUACCAAAUCCAAUGAAGGUACCUUCUUUUUUUUUUUUUUUUUUUUUUUUUUUUCUUUCUUAAUUUCAGAUGAGUACAACACUGAGAAAGCACAUGUGUUUUAAUUCAAGCUCUCCCUUUCAUUAACUGGGUGGGCUUUUAAAAUGCAGAUCAGAUCAUUACAUUUAUGAAAAUAGAUGUAUGAAUCCUUUAGCAAAAUUCCAGCACGAUCCAUGCAGAGCUUCUUACCUGAACUUUAUAUUUAAUGCCUAUGCUUUUUGAAUACAGCUUUUAGACAUUUAAAAACAAAUCCUUUUAUCAUUUGGAUAUGCUUUUUUGAGUUAUGCUUUAUUUUGGAUUUUCUUUUGUACAGCAGACUUUUUCAGUAAUAACCAUAGUUUGUUUACUGGGUAAGAUAUAAGCCCAUUUGUGUUUGUGACCUAGUUUAAGUUGUAUAAUUCUAAAAAGGGCCUUAUUGUCCUUUUUUCAGCUGUGAAUUUUUUUCCUUUUCAAUCUCACAAACACACUUAAUUUUUCCCCCUAACAUGCACAUAUUUGUAUGACCUUUAAUUCCUAAUAGCUUAAUAUCUGUAAAUAACUGAGACACCCUUGUACAGAUUAUAAGAUUCCUUAUUGAACAAGUCUAAUUUAAGAAGGAUCACUGUCAGUCUGUCGUCAUAUAUAAAUAUAUAUCAUGUGAAAAGGUAAGAUUUUUCUCUUCUGUGUGUUUGACUUGCUUGUUUUUGUUGUAUUCAUGAAAGUCAUUUUUUUUUUCUAUAAAGGCUUUUGCAACAUAAUAAAAGAUCAGUAACAUUGCUGUUUUCUCUUCUCAACACUAAGUCCAUAGCUGAUGAGCUGUAAGCUCACAGUAUGAGGGUAAUUGAUAAUAAAUGAUACUAUGAAGUGUUGGGGUUGAAGGUGAAGAUAUCGUUAAUUUUAAAUUCACAGUCAUCUGUUUCUCCACUACAUAAAUCUUAUUAGCUAGGUACUUCUAUUUUCUGUGCUUUUAUUUCUUAAAUAUAUAAAGGUUAUAAUUUAAGUUAGUGGACUUCAUUUAAAUGAAGGCAGACAUAAGGACAAAAGGAAAUUUUUGGCUGGUAUUUCAGUGUUGGCACAUGGAAUUUUGAAUUCAAGCAAUAAUCCUCCACAAUUCCACUAUAUCCUUACAUUUUUUGUUUUAAAUCUGGAAACCUGCUACAUUCUAAAUGUAGGGAUAAUACAAGAGAGGCCGAGGAUAUCUGAAGCACUUCAUGCAUUUUAAUUCAUUAGUACUGAAUUUACUAAAAAGAUUGAUAUGACUAACUAGACAUAUUGCUAAAUUUUCUUAUAAUAUAUAUAUACAUACUUUUUCCUUUCUGAUAGCAGGUCUUUAAACAUUUUCCAUUUUAAGUCUUUCUUUUGAGACAUCAUACCUGACCCUCUCAGUGAGCUGUUCACUGAUUACUAUAUGAUCUUUCUUUUUUGAGUUGGCUUUCAUUUUUUGAGUGUUUUAAUAAUUGGAUUUAGUGUUCUUCAAACAGUCAUUGUGUGUAUGUCAUUUAAAAAGGUGGCAGGCUAAGGCUAUCAUUUGUUCAUUUACUGAGGAUUGUCAACCGAUGAUGUUGAAAGACAACAAUAUUUAAAGAUUAAAUGCAUUUGUUUAAAGCCCAUGCUUAAUGGGUUCAACUGCAAUGCAGUGAUUGAUAUUUUCAUAUACUUUUUAAAGUAUUAUUUUUAUGCAGAAUCUCUAGACUUACAGGUUUAAGCACUGUUUAAUAUUCUGGCCAGUUAUCACCUUAAAUUUUUAAACAACCUUCCAUUUCAUCUACAUUUUCAUGAGCGCCAUCUAAAUAAUAAGACAAGGCAACUCUUAAACUGGUAAGUGCUGAGUUGUGUCUCUUAGAUAACCUUGGCUGCAUUUACUGCAAUUUGUUUUCAAAAAUAAUUUAUCAUCUUUGUAUGAUAAAGGAAGAGCUAACGUUCUUCAAUUGCAGAAUAAAAGUUGGCGUGUGAUGAAGUG
Molecule: messenger RNA, 4769 nt
Organism: Polypterus senegalus (gray bichir)
Lineage: Eukaryota; Metazoa; Chordata; Cladistia; Polypteriformes; Polypteridae
Gene: rbm14b
Product: RNA binding motif protein 14b
Exons: 4
Coding region: 107-1852 (581 amino acids)
Cellular component (GO): cytosol
Molecular function (GO): zinc ion binding; mRNA binding
Source: RefSeq, a predicted model, not a curated record